Molecule: messenger RNA, 4261 nt
Organism: Gamsiella multidivaricata
Lineage: Eukaryota; Fungi; Mortierellomycota; Mortierellomycetes; Mortierellales; Mortierellaceae
Exons: 5
Coding region: 477-4208 (1243 amino acids)
Biological process (GO): potassium ion transmembrane transport
Cellular component (GO): membrane
Molecular function (GO): potassium channel activity
Source: RefSeq, a predicted model, not a curated record
UUCAGGAGGGAAGGAGGGCAGGCAGGCAGGCAGGCGGGCAGAGGGGGGUCCAUCCCGGCGCCCUAAUUUAACAAGUAAAAAGCUAAAUACCUCUUCCCCAUUGCCCAUUGCCCAUUGCGCAUUCUUCAUUCAUUCUUCAUUCUUCAUUUUUCAUUCUUCAUUCCUUAUACUUCAUUCUUCAUUCUUCGUCUCAUCCCUCUUCAUCAUUCGCCUUCUUCUUCCUCUUCUGUCAUCUCCCCUUUCACUUUCAUCCACCUUACCAUCCCUAUCCAUCGCUCCACCGGCCUCUUCCUCCCUCCCUUCUUUCUAUACACCGUUAUUUACAGACACUUUGACACUUCUGCGUUGUUGCACAGAGUCAAGAUUGCUCAACACUUCCCUCGGUACCCAACUAGCACACACAACACAACCACGCUGCUCGGAAACCAUUUAAAUGAUCCUGUAGUAACUGUCAUGUAUCUGCACCUCAUCCCUCAAUGUCAUUCCCAAACCAUGCGCACGACACCCUGACUGUGUCCACCCGCUCGGCCCCUCGCAGUCGUCGCAGGAGUCACUCGACAAGCGAAACAUACAACCACACCACUGCAACUGAUAACGCCAUUCUUGGAUCCAGCAGCCACCCGCCCCCUCGCCUUCACACUCAACGACAGCAGCAGCAUCCAAGCAUUAACACUACAGCCAGGACAGUCAGCACGCCCUCGCAACAGGCAGCUCCUCAUGAUCUGACGACGAAGACUCAGGAUCAAGAGCAUCGCUUCCAUAACACUCCGUCUUUACUUCCGAACACCGACGGCAGCUCGGGCUCAUCCCCUCUGGAUCUCAACCGUCAAUCCUCACAGGCGCAGCAGAGUGAAGGGGCGGUCAACGAGGGUGCAUCGGAUCAAUCUGCAGUGAUAAGACCCAGGCGACCUCCCCGGCAGCGACCGCAUCGCUUGUUGCUAGAUCCCACAGCGUUCGAAAACAAUUAUCGCGUGCUUCCCCUCCUCAUUGGUUGUAUCAUUCCUGUCUCGAUUCUAAUCAAUGUGCCCUCAAUUACCUCGCCCUGGGUUGGGAUAGCAACGUACAAUCAGACAGGCCAGGACUGGGAUGAUAUUCAAGCUAUUAGCAUCCCUCGCUGGCUCGACGCCAUGAUCAUCCUUGCACUCGUCAUGGCCAUCAUCUGCAACAUCUGUAUCCUCUUUCGCUUCCUCGAACGACGCAUCUGGCACAGUGUCAUUCUCUCGCUCAUCACUGCGACCCUACAGGAUAUUCUUUGUAUUGGCGCAGUUAUCCCAUUCUGCAUACUAUAUCCGCCCAAGGACUACGUCUACCUGGAAGGCUUCUGGACCAUGAUUGCAUCCAUGGUAUUUUCUCUUACUGCCACGGUCCUCAUGUCCAUCGAUCUCCACCGGACUCCAAACUUUAGGCUACAAGGCUCCGGGGUCACACACAAGCAGCGUAUCCUGAUUGCUGAGGCUAUGUCGCUCUGCUUCUACUUGGCCAUCGGGGCCCUGAUCUUUAUCUAUUUGGAGCAUUGGACAUUCCUGGAUGCACUGUUCUUUGUCAUGGUAACGAUCACGACAAUCGGAUUCGGCGACAGGACGCCAGCUACAGCUGGAGGCCGUGCUUUUGUCAUCUUUUAUGCCGCUGGAGGUAUUGUCAUGCUGGGUCUCGUCGUGAAUUCGAUUCGAUACGUCAUUUUGGAGGAUCUACAUCGCGAGUUUGCUACUCGUACCAAAGACCGCAAGGCCAAGAGGGAGGCAAGAAGGAUCGAACGGAAGGAACAGCGCGCCCGGGAGGAGGAGGGCCGACAACGCGUAAAUGACGCGCUCGAGCGCAUUCACCAAAUGGAAUCUGUAGGCAGAGUGGAGGAGCACACGGAGUCGAGCGAAAGCAAUCAGUAUCACUCGCACUACUUCACACAUUUUCCACGCCACUUUACUCUUUCUCGACAACACCAUCCGAGGCUGCCAGCCAUUUUCACGCACGGUCCAGAUACGUCUGAGAGCAAAUCGGUUCAAGGAAUCGAGGAAUCGAGGGUGAGUAAUUCGGACUCGACUUUGGGAGACGAGUCGAUCGAGAUGUCGCGAACAGGCACAGCGCACAAACCAUCCAUUGACAGUGCACCUGUGAAACCGCAGCACCAAGAUACCAGCGUCGCCUUCCAGGAUCCACGCCAUCCCACACGGCAACAAACCAGUGGGAGCGUCGACGCCGAGGAAUUGCCCUACUAUACGACCUUGGAGUCUCGUCCAGUGCAUGGCCCUGGCGAGAACAAGCAUUGGUGGCAAAGAAUUUUCAAGAUUCAAAAAAAGACUCCACAGUUGGUCAUUCACACACUAACGCCCAGUGAGCAACGAGAGGAGGACAGGAAACAGUCGUACAGGGAGACCAUAAAGGAGUACCGUGGCCGACUUCGAUUCAGUGCCCUCAUGUUUAUGAUCUUUUGGAUCGUUGGAGCCAUCAUCUUCACGUUCGUCGAGUCUUGGGACUUUGGUUCGUCCAUGUACUUUGUCGUCAUUGCCUUCACCACUAUCGGAUACGGCGAUUUUGUGCCCAAGACCAUCGCCGGACGGGCUAUCUUUCUGGCCUACUGCUUGCUAGGGGUUGUAACGCUGACGUCGUUGGCAUCUUUGAUUGCCGAAGUCCUGAGCAAGCGCAUGAGGAAGCACGUAGUUGAGUCCCAGAUGAGGCGAGUGGAGCGUAUUGAAGAGGCCAUUGACGAGACACACGAAUUAGGCGGAAACGAAAACGUGGGGCUCGAGGAGGGGUUGCAGCUACAGAAUGGUGAUGGACUCGAGAGAGGAAGGGUGCGAGUCCUCAGCGAUCUAGUCGAAGUCGAGCACGAAGAGUCUGAACCGAUGGCUGUUGAUAAUACAUGCCAAGGUAGUCUCCAACAGCUGGUCAUGGUCUCCAAAAUCGUUGACCAGUUGCUGCAAAAGGUACUGGGCAUAGACUACUCGGAGGAUGAGGGCCAUCAAGGACUUUUGGGGUGCGAACCGCCCCGGUUACCACUCCACACACCAGGAGCGAUCUUGAAUUACCUGGAAAAGGAGGAGGACGCAUCGGACACCUAUUUGAGUCCGUCGAUCUCGAGAGAUAUCACGUCCACCAGCUCGAUCCAUAGAAAUUCGAUCCGGCCCCUGAUGCAUAAACGAAGGCAUUCGGUUGAUCCCCGCUCGGAUUCGUACUGCGAAACUACCAGCACAUCGUCUAAUGAUACUCCACAAUUCAAGAUCACAGCCUGGCCAGCGGCAGUGACGAGCACGCCCGGGGUCCAUUCAUCGGACACAGACCGAGUACGUGCUCCUUCCCCGGCACUCGCCUUACCAGCAUCCGCGACUGGGCCAUUUGCAGGGCACAGGCACCACAGAGAUGGCAAUAUCACAGUCUCAGCAGUUGAAUGGCAGCACUUGAUCGACUAUGCAAAACAGUUCAAAGUGCUGGCAGUAGCUUGUGAAGAAACCUUGCAAAAGGUCAUAGCCUGGGAAGAGUCUGAGAAAAAGCUGCGCCAACGACGUCAUGAGGCCCGUCUUCGCCAGAAGCGUCUUUUGGAAGACCGUCGCCGACAAUUGCAGGAGCUUGAGGAAAGCCGAGCGGGCGUCGACGGCAAUGCGACGGAUGAGGACCUUGAUGAAGAGGAAGAGCUGGAAGAGUUGGAAGAUUGGGAUGAAGAGGGGAGCAAUGAUGACGAGGAAGACGAAGCUUUGGAUCGAAGACGAAAUAGGAUAACGACCUCGUUGCUGGGUUUCUCAAAGCCGAUACACCGGAGUCGGAGCCGGAGUCGGGGUCGGAAUCGGCAACCCAGCACCACACGGGAGGAACCUGUGGUGGAGCUAAAUAACCAGCAGCCGCAACAAUCGCGACAAUCGCAGCCACCGCAUCAACAGCAUCAGCGACAGCGCCCUUCUGUAUCUCUCGCCUCGAAACUGCAGGCCCGUCUGAGAAGCCAAGACCGGAAGAGCUUCCAAAGACAGGCACGAUCGAGGAGCCGCCCGAGAGAUUGUGAACUAGGCCGUCGGCGUAGUGGGGAUGAAAGCGAGUAUCGAGGUAAAAACCGUCCUGCUGGACAUCGUCCACAAGUGCGAGCACCCCAGAAUAGCGAUCCAAGGACUUCAACUUCUUUGGAUGCACAUUCUUCCCGACCUUCAGAAAGCGAGAGUGGACCUCACCCACUGAGGACAUCCAAAGACGCGAUUAUUAUCUCCUCACCAUCUUCUUCAUUAUGAUAUUUGUAGUAUAUAAUUGCAGUUUCUGUAAUAUACCAUUUGACAUUAGCAUG